UCUCUGCAACUAAAGCAAAUAUGUCCACAAACAGCACCAAAAUUUAGCACCCUUCUUCUGAGGACUUAAAAUUGGAUCACACUGGUUUAUUGCCUUUCAAUUUAAAUUCCUUCCAGGUGUUUCGAAGACAUUUACAGUUUUGAGCAGAGCUAAAAACGUCGUUCUCUCGCCCGAUUACCGCAGUUAUCUUAUAUUUAGAUCUGGAAUUUGUGCACGUGUUCCAGCACUUUCCAGUCUUCGUUCACCUUGUGUGCAAUCGAUCAUGUAUGUCAACAUGUUAUAUUAGCUGCAAGUUCACCACUCCAUCAAGAGGCUGGUAAUCUGUGUUUAAUAGGUUCCUGGUGUUUGUUUUAAUUUUCCUGUUAAAUACGCAGGCUUAAUCAUUAAUUUCCGGUAUUUGCUGAAACUAUGGAGUGGUUCAAUGUACGAAGCGGAGACAGACCACCUGAAGAUAGCGUUCAGUAUAUUAUCGACGACUGCUUCCAAGGAAAUUGAUGUCAUUUAAGCUUCACUUUCAAAACGUGCGUUUUACGACAAAAUUGGGAAACGGACAGCGUACACUUUUACUCAAAUGCUUUUGAAACAAACAAUGAUAAUACACCCCUCAUUUUGUGUGGUCUGUGAAGGAUUUCCUUUUUUAAAUUAAAGAUACAUUUCAAAAGUGAAAUGUCACUGUUUUUCCAAAAGGGACUCAAUAGAGGAGUGAGCUGUGACGCAAUGUUGUCAAAGGUGUAUUUAAAAUAACAUCAACAAAAGGCUAUGUCAUAGUUCCACCAAGGCAUGAAUAACUGCACCCCUCACAAACACACCCACACCUACCGACCUCACAGAUUUUUCCGACGAUCUUUUCUGCUGUUUUCCUCACUUGCAUUUGUUAGUAUUUUUAAUUACACAGUACUUGAACUUGAAAGUUGAAAGGAUGAACUUGAAAGGGUGAUGUUCAAGCUUCCUUCAAAUCUCGGCAGUGCAUGGACGGAUUUUGCUCGAACUCUGAAUAGUAUUAUUAGCAUUUUGCAUUGUUCGUCGGCACUGUCUAUAGAAGCUCGCCAGUCGCCACACCCCUACUGUGAAUCAUAAACAUUUCCGAUGUUGACGAUCUUUGGAAAAGCCUUCAAGAUUUCGAUAUUGCUGGGUAAAAGGCUUAAGUUAUUCAAAUUCUUACGGGCGUGACACAGGGACAAAUGGAUUUGAGUUAUUUUGGAAUAAAAGUAGAGGAAAUAAAAGCAAGUCUGAUAUCUAAAUGGAUCGAUGACGUGUCGCUGGCUCUGCAAUCGCUUGAACAGGUCCAAAGGUUAAAGCUUGCGCCCCUGAAAAUACGAAAUACAGAUGGAUAUGUAGAUGACUUGAAACUUACAGGCAAACAGUAUCAGAUCUGAAGCCUAACUUGUGUAUCGACGAGCUGUGCCCGUCAUUGUGUUGUAAUGAGCAAACACCAGUCCUGGGCAUUACCAGUCAAAAGGCAGCGUUUAUAUCGAGUUUGUAGUUCAUUGUGGUCUUGCAGCCAGAAUCGGCAUGAUCUUCAAUGUAUUUCGAUUAAGACAUGUGCAUGUACAUGUAUAGAUUACUCGCUGCUGGUAUACAAGGAGUAAAGAGAGAUUUAUAUCGACCAUUGUUACAUAGGAUUUUGAUGAAAACUGGUUUAGAAGACAUCAGACACUUUCCGCGGGUCUGAGUGCAUGCGGUAACUCUUCAUGAACUCAUUAGUAAGGGUAUCGAAGUUAAUGUUAAAAACGACAUCGGAGGUUGCCCAGUACAGGACAACCUUAAUUCUGACGAUGUUGGGGUUCGGAAACGCUUUAGUGAGCUUCUCCAUUGUGAUAAUGGCUUGAUCAUGUCCUACAUUGGCAUCGCAUGCUGAAAAAAUGAGUAACUCCAUGACGACGGAAGGGCCGGAUGACUUGAAGUUGUCGGUCCCGUUCCAUGUAGCUCGCACAUGUGGUAUCGUCAUGGUCUGCGUGCCGACUAUCGUGGGGAACUCCCUGUCCAUCAUCAUAACCCACCGAGUCAGCGAACUGGCCGAAAGCACCAAGGUGCUGAUGACCUGCCUGGCGGUCUGCGAUCUCAUCAUCGGAGUGUUGGGCGUUGCGCAUGUCGUGGCGUCUGCCAUGAAUUUCUGGCCCUUCGGCCAGGGGUUCUGCAUGGCCCACGCCAUCCUCACCUUGUUCUCGGUCACAAUGUCCAUUGUGUUUAUCACCUUUUUGAAUGUAGAGCGCUACGUCGCUGUCACCAUGCCUCUACGUUUCCCCUCCCUUUUCCAGAGGCAAAGAGUCAUUGUUGUAGUAACUAUUGGGUCUGUUUUCUGCCUUCUGGUGACUGCUUCCUUCGUUUGCUUUUAUGAAAGGCCAGUAGUCUUAUUAAACACCGCUGCUCUCUUCUGCAAUUUUGACUUUAGUAAUGUACUCUUGAGAAUGGCAAUGCUGUGCUUAUGGGUUGUGACACCACUGAUCACAAUUUCGGUGAUGUACUACCGACUGAUCCGAAUAAGCCGAUACCAUGCACGCCGUAUCCAACCCGGCCAGCUGGUCCGCGUUGGGGCAGAUUUACAAGGCGCCUUGGUUCACGGCUCUGACCGCAAGGCGCUUCGGACAUUCAUCGCGGUUACGGCCGCCUUUGCUUUUUGUUGGACACCCUACACCGUUUCGGGGGCCUACGCGGCCCUAUCCGGGACGGCUCUCUCCGAGUUGCUAGAGCUGGUAGUAUUUUGGCUAGCGGCAAGUAACAGUUUUCUGAACGUGUUCAUAUACUGCCUCUUCAACCGGCCAUUCCGAAAGACUGCCAAGAAAUUCAUCGGCAAGAAACUGCGGGAAUGCGGCUGGCGUUGCUCGACGAUGCCGAGGCAAAUCAGAUGUGAAGUCGAAGACGAAGUUGACCCAGCAUCUUAGGAGACGUUUAAAACCGUACAAAUCUUCAUCCUUUCAAAAACCACCAGGGCAAGGGAUUGCAUUAUGGGAAUAUCUCCUCGCACGAUCUCAGCAUUUUUGUGGAGUUUCCGAACUUCAUUCACAUAAUAAAUUAACUACAGAUCGUACAUAUUGACGGACGGAGGUGUAAAAACUAGUUCCCCGAGUUUGAAGCUAUAUAAUGCACAAAUGCGUGUACAUGUAUGUCCCAUUUGGAUUCCAUCCAUCGUUGCGGAAGAUAGAACCGGCCAUUGGUGGGAAAACCAGACAUAGUGUUCAUCUGUAACUAUUUAGGCUCUCUUCUCAAAACGUUUCAAAGUGCUGAGUUAUUUCACACAGUUUUGUAUGUAACCUUUUACCAUGUCUGUGCUUUCAAAACUAUUGUCUUAGCAAAACAGGAUUUUCGAUUGCCUUCUUUGGUAUUAAAAUCUGAAAAUGAACUUGAGAGACAGGCUGGAAUAAACAGCUAAUUUACACUUCACGCGAAUGGAAAUAGAUAACUGGUGACUUCAUGUCGAGUGUUCACAGAAUUUGAACAUUCAUUGGUUCAUAGUUAGUGCGAAUGCGAACACAAGCUCGAAUUGACGUGAAAACAAGUAUUCGCUCUGCGAAAUCACAAAAGUUGAACACAUUUCAACUUUACCAAUAUUUUGCUGUGAAUCGUGCCUGACAUAUUUGCCUUGCUUUCACAUUCGCCUGCAGUAUGCAUAAACCGGCCUUAAAUUCACUUCGCUUUCGUUUUCUUGCUGUAAAAUUAGUCGUUGUCUUCCCAACAACUUUGCUGGUACACUGUCAUUUGAAAAGUUGGAUAGAAUUAGUCCAACCUCGAUCCUAAUAUUGAGUAAUACACCAACUGCCUACACAGAUGGUCUUUUUCUCCCCAACAUGGUUGGUGCUCAGAAUUUUCCAGCGGUUGGGUUAACAAAGGUGCCCAAUAUUUAGGCACAAUAAUUAACGAAUGAUUGGUCUUGUAAAAGCUUUGAAAUAAACCAUAAUUUUACUAGGUAGGCUAUGACGUGUGAUAUUCUGCGAACGAGGGAUCUGGAGGAAUCUUGUUUUCAAGUAGUGACACUAGCCUAAUGUAGGUCAAUUCUAGUAUACUUACACUGAACAUGUGUAUAGUCCUUGUGUACGCAGUCACUGUAACUCUCUAAUAUUAAGAUGACAUUACUUGAUGCAUCAGUUCGCCACUUGUCAGGAAUCACAGUGGGUACAUGAAUUGUGCCCUAUUCUGAUGUUUAGGCUUUCUUUGUAACCCCCAAUUUUUCCUCGAGACUGCUGUUGGUCUGAAACAGGAUCUUAUCCACGAAAGCACAAACAAUCACCACAGCAACAUAAAAGAUUAAAUAUAUGUAGAUUCUAAUUUAGCGAAUUUUGUUCGACGAAAUGAAGCUCCGCCCUGUUGCAUCUACUGCCAACAUUCAGAAUCUCAUUAUCCAGUCAAGUUGAGGUAUGGUAACUAAAUAGGAAAUCAUUUUCCCCAAUAAAUGAAUGCAAAUUUACCCAUCAUAAAAAUGGACAGUUUUUGUACGCAGGUAAACAAUCAUCUAGUGUUGCGUAGGUCUGACCCAGUAUCUGGUAAAAUAAUUUUUACCCAACGUUUUUACCCAACUCUUUAUGAGUGUAAAGAGCAAGUUACUUAUCAACGCACGUG
This is a messenger RNA of Acanthaster planci (crown-of-thorns starfish), 4554 nucleotides long. RefSeq names its product histamine H2 receptor-like. The record is from RefSeq and is a predicted model, not a curated record. Gene Ontology annotation, biological process: G protein-coupled receptor signaling pathway. Lineage: Eukaryota; Metazoa; Echinodermata; Asteroidea; Valvatida; Acanthasteridae. Gene Ontology annotation, molecular function: G protein-coupled receptor activity. Gene Ontology annotation, cellular component: membrane.